CCGACAUCCAAAUACAGAAGAGAAUUUAAAGGCAACACAUCGACUUCCACGCACUAUCACCCUCACUCUCGUUAAAUCCCCACGAAACGUCUCACUCUCCUGCACACCAGUCACCAUGAGCUUCGAUUCAAGCAACACUACUUCAACCGCCUCAUCUAUUAUAUUCACCUCGAAAGAUGAUUCCAUGACCAUCGGAAAUCUCUCCCUCCAGGAUGGCUCCUCAGAUACAGUUCCUUGGCCCGAUAGAACAUAUAUGAUUCGGGAGAAGGACUCUGGACAAGUAAUCGGUAUAUCGGACGGCAAACCUUAUAUGCAUGAAUUCUGCAAGGGUCUGGACCCUGAGCCCUACCAAUGGUUCUGUGUCGAAUCCAAUGGCUCUUUCGGAUUCUUCAAUAGGCGCAACAACAAGUAUUUGAGCUCCAGAAAUGGGAGCGCGCUGUGCACAGUAUCUGAUUUCGGGGCCAACGAAUAUUUCUUCCCAAGGAGACAUCCAAAUGGAGGAUAUCAGCUGUUGGUAGCGGUCAUAGCGGCCAAUUCUAUUAGGCUGAACCAAGUUGCGAUUCUCAGUCAGGAUAAUAUUAUUACGAGGCAGCACGCUGGCACCAUUUGGGAAUUUGUUCAGGUAUCCUGAUCUGGGACGGAAUGUAUGUUGAUUUACAGUCAAAUUAUGGCUUUCGUAGUUGCAGAACUAAAUAAUCAUCAUUACAUUAUCUGGGGCUGUCUUAACCAAUCCUUUACACAUCCUUCAUGGAUUAAGGAGUCGAACUUGACGUCGCGACCUGUAUUUAAAUUCUAUGGCAUCUCCAUAUUGCAAUAGGAGUCUAAAACUG
Trichoderma harzianum CBS 226.95 is the source of this 830-nucleotide messenger RNA. RefSeq lists its product as hypothetical. Lineage: Eukaryota; Fungi; Ascomycota; Sordariomycetes; Hypocreales; Hypocreaceae. The record is from RefSeq and is a predicted model, not a curated record. The transcript has a single exon. The coding region runs from base 116 to 631 and encodes 171 amino acids.